GCACGAGAAGUUGCAAUUCCGUCGGCACAGUUAGCGCAGUAAACGCGUGUACUCGUCCCACGGAACAGGCAUCGACGAUUCCUUGAUCAUAUGAGCCGUUGCGUUUUGAUUUUAACGGUAAAUACGCGUGCGUAACGUAAAACCAGCUCGGCUAACACUUUACAACCAACGUCAUAACCUACCUGAACUUUUUUUCGGUCUACCGACAGGUAUGAAUCACGUAGUUUAUCAAUUAGAACUUUUGAGCUUUAAACUCCCGGAAGUGACGCAACCUUCGUACAGCUAGUAGUAUGUGCACGCAGCCAAUGUUAUCCCUGUAAUAGCGUUCCCGUUAUCUCGGUCCCACCGAAGGACCCAGUGCCUACCUAUCAAGUAUUUAUUAUUUUAUUCGCAUACAAUCUUGGACUUACGGCACGAUCGCCACUACUUUACGUUUCACUGUAUUAUCUUUUCCCUCUGAAGUUUCCAGAAGAACGUUGACGGUGACAAGCGUGAAUCAGUUGGCACUGUCUUUCCGUCUCGGAAGAUUUUAUAUAAGUGAUCACGCAAGGUAUGUUUCGUAUCCCAAAAACAAUGCCUGUGACUACAACAGCCACAAAAAAACCAAAGCAAACACAUGCUUGUUUAUAUGCAUCAUAUGAAUGUACACAGCCUUGCCUUGAAGGAUACAAUUACUGUGCAAAGCAUAUUCUUGAGGAUCCAAAUGCACCUUACAAACAAUGCGGUUUUGUGUAUAAUACCAAUGGUAGAAAAUGCCAGAACCCAGCACCAAAGUUAGACAGAAGAGAUAUUUCAUAUUGUUCUGAACAUACUAGAAAGGCUCAAAUAGCACGUAUAAAGUCAACAUCUAGGCAUUCAUUACCACAAACACCUGAAAUGCUUUUACUUAAUUUAAGUCAUUACGUUAAGCCAACUGAUUCAAGUACAGAAGAUACGGAAGAUGAAGAAGGAAAAGUUAAAGCAUUAGAUCCUUUUACUGAAGUCGAUGCGUUUAGGGUAAAUGCAAGUGGUUGUGAUAUUCUAGACUAUGCAAGUUCUUCAGAUAGUGAUGUUGAACCUACGGUAGUGAGCGAUACUUUAAGAGGAAGUUAUUUAGAUGAUAGUGAUAAUGAAAGUUUAUACAGUGCUCAAGAAGAUCCCUUAAAGCAUGCAGGAAUUUUUACUGCAGAGGAAGUGAUAUAUAUUGCAAGGGAGAAACUGAUUCGACUACAGUCACUUUAUAUAGAUCAGUUCAGAAGGCUACAGUACACAUUAAAAGAAAAGAGACGAAAAUAUUUACAUGGACUUAAAAAGGAAAAAGAAACGUUAUGUGCCAUACAUGAUCAACCAAAGGAAACUGCAAAAGAAAAAAAGAUGUAUGAGAAAUUAAAAGCUUUGAAUAGAUAUCAUAGGCGGAGUGGGGUUGAGGCUAUUCUAUAUAGAAAAUCAUUAGAACGUAGAGCACAGGCAACCGAAGGACCUGCACAAAAAAUACCAAGUGUAUCAAAAUGUAUUUUCACAGAAGGUGGAGUGAAAUGUGGCGAGAGAACUCUUCCUGCUGCAAAACAUUGUCGCAAACAUAUUCUUAAAGAUCAACAUCAAGUUUUGUUUAAAGCUUGUGGAGCUGUCAGGGCAGACAUAGAAUGUCAUGAACCAGUACCUGUCAUUUUUGAUACAAAUUGCGUAUUCCAUAUGAAUUUACCAUCCGAAUGUAAAUUAGAAUCUAUGAAGUUUAAAGAGAUAAAACCGGAAGUACCAGAAAUGUCGAUAACAGAUAGUCAAUCUAUGGAGAUUGAUGUAGUUGGUGAAAUGCAAGAAAUUGAUCCAGACGAUGAUAUGGCUGGAUUGAUGAGGGAGAUGAGUGAUGCUGCUCACAUAAAGCCAGCAUUUAAUGAAAGCUUAAAUAGUGAAGCUAGCACAGACACUGCAUUUAGUUUAUCUGCACAGAUGAGUGAUAGAGAUGAUCUUGUAUCCGUAUGACAAAAUAUUUUUCUAUGAUCGCUAAUAAUUGUUAAUAUCUGCUGUUAAAUAAUUUCGAAAUAAUUAUCUGAACGAAGUGACGUUACUUAAUGAGAUCGGAGUACUACAGUAAAAAGCUUUAUUACAAUUAUUUAUUAAACGGUUAAACGCGAGAAAAAUAAUUUAAACGAGAGAUAUGUAUUGUAUAACAACAGAUAUCACGUUAACUGUACAGUUUCUGGAACUAUACUUCAUUGAAUUCGUACGUGUAUAUUUAUUUCAUUUGUAAAUAUUUCACUCGCUAACAUUCUUUUACUAAUCAGUCUAAAAAAAUAAAAAGGAUAAUCAUU
Messenger RNA from Nomia melanderi (Alkali bee), 2288 nucleotides. It is a transcript of the gene dgt1, whose product is annotated as KAT8 regulatory NSL complex subunit dim gamma-tubulin 1. The record is from RefSeq and is a predicted model, not a curated record. Gene Ontology annotation, cellular component: NSL complex. Lineage: Eukaryota; Metazoa; Arthropoda; Insecta; Hymenoptera; Halictidae.